Trichobilharzia szidati is the source of this 3251-nucleotide messenger RNA. The record is from the annotation of a GenBank genome assembly. Lineage: Eukaryota; Metazoa; Platyhelminthes; Trematoda; Strigeidida; Schistosomatidae.
AACGAGCGGGAUUUCCUUCUGCUGUCUCUGUUUCAAAUCGAAAGGCUUGGCUAUGGUAUUUAUGCCAGUUAGACACCAACAGAUGGAAAGCUGUUCUAUCCCUAAUAUUUAAGAAUAGUACUAGUAUAUAAUUCUCACCAGUGCAACUCAUACCCCAUGUGAAUUUACAGCUGCAGAGACGCAUUCUGAGGAACUAUGAGAUGAAAUCGGAUUUAAUUUAAUAAAACAGGAAAUAUUUUUCAUUAUGUCGAUUUUGCUGUUUCUACUUCUGACUUACAUUCUUCUGAAGCAUUCACUUGGAGAUUCGCCUAAGGGAUCGACGUCAGCUGUGUUGACAGAUGUGUGUCCUUCAAUAGCAGAAAAACAUUUAGCGUUAAAUAUGUCUAUUUCUCCUGUGGUACCUCAUGUAACAUGUGUGUACAAUUUCAAGACAUACAUGCAUGGGAUUACAGAAAUCACUAGUAAUAAUUUCAGUGUGACUUCAUUAAAUGGUGAGAAAUAUAAGUACGAGCAAGUUUCGUAUGGAAAUUAUUCUACAAAUACUUCAGUAAUAAAUUUGAAGGGUGUACCUGAUUUAUCUAUUUGGGACGAUAGAUCUGUACUUAUUUUGGCUGUACAUCGUCUAAACUUCUCUACAGAACCUACUUGCCCUGAAGUUUAUCUAUGUGCUAUUCCCAAUGUUAGACACAAAAGGACUUCAGAAUGUGAAACUAGUUUAGGUGAAGUUAGUGGAAGUUGCCAAGAUGAAAUCGACGAAACUCAUUUUUUCUUGUUUCCACUUGCAAGUUCUUUAAAGAUUUCAGUUGGCAAUGUUGGUCAUAACGCAGACUCAUUGAGCAGUAGCAUGCAUAUCGUUGUCACUGCUGGGUAUCGUUUACCUCCUACUGCAUUUACUUGUCCAUCUGGCUAUUUCGCUUGCCAGUUAUUCAAUAGACUUAUUGAACCUCGGUAUUCCCCACUAAACUGGACAUACCGUAUAUGUUUGCCCUUAGAUUUAUGGUGUGAUGGAGUACCUAACUGUCCAGUUACUGGUUCAGAUGAAGAGAACUGCUCCGCUGUACCGCCUAACAGUUACGUGUACUUGGAUUCACAGUUUCAAAGUGAAUAUCAAAUGCUUAGCAGUGUUUUAGAUCGAUAUGCUGAGAAUACAAGUCUAUUACGUUUAACUGGAUUUCAUAAAAUUUCUGACAAACCAAGUAUAUUUUUUGCAUCAUUGAACACAGUCUGGUAUUCGUUGGGAUUGCUUUCAUUUAUUUCAGUGAUAGCUGUAUUGACUAUUGCAUUUAAACUGUCGAAAAAGAAGAGACAUGGGAAUACUGUUCAAGUUGUUGAAGAAAAAAGUUAUGCUGAAAUUUCACACAGUAGCAGUAAUGCUUUGAAAAAUAAUAUUGAUAAUAGUUUUUCAGAUAUUGAUUGCUAUGAAGAAAAAUUAUCAAGUAGUAAUAAUGAUAAUAAUAAUAAUGAUAUUUGUGAGACAAAUAACAAACUCGAUGGUUCUAACAAUGUUUAUCAUCAUUUUCCUUCAAAUGGUACACAUCACAAGAAUUUUUAUGGAGAUUCAGUUGGUUGUAACCGAGAAAGUGUUCCACUUAUUCAUGGACAGCGUCCAGAACACUAACCAUCAUCAUCACCACCAUCAUAUUGUGUGUUAGAUGAAGAGUAAGGUUGGAAUUCAAUAAUGUGUGCAUGUUGUCGACUUCUGGUGUAUUGUUGUGUUAACUAAUAAUACUUUAAAUGGCAGAUUUUUAUUUACGAUGAAUUUAUCUUUGUGUUUGUGAUUGAUCUUUGAGAUUGUGCAUGCCUACUUCUUUCUCAUAUGUGCAUGUUUGCAGAUUAUAUUUCCGUGUAAAGUAUUUAUUUACCUACUUUCAUCUCAUUGAAGCUUUGUUCCGGUGAUUAGUUGGUAGUUUUGUCUUUUCUUAACUGUCUUCUUCAGUUGUCAUGCAUUCAUACCCUGAGUUUCUACAGACACAUUUUGUUAUGUAUUGAUUCGAAGUUGCUAUCACUAUCUAUUCAUAGAGAAUAUUGAAGUGUAUGUUUUGAAUUGCAUCUCCUUUUCUCUCUCUGCACCAUAAUUAACUUAUCUUGCUAAUCUUGACUUGAUUUUAUAAGAAUAAAAGUGGAAUUAAAAUCUCUUCACAUAUUAGUUCAAUUCGCAUCAUCACCCAUAUUAUAUUAUCAUCAUUUGUUUUGUAUCUUUUUCUUUCCUAACGCAUUAAUUAUGUCGUAUAUUUUAUUCCUUCCGCGUUUGUGUGUGUGUAAUCCACAUAUUACAGAGAUAAAUCUCCUCCUAUAUUUCCACUGUUUUUGUUAUUACCAUCUGAUGAUGAAAGAGGUAGUCAGUUUCCUUUUGUCAGGUUGAUUGUCUAUUUCACCUCUUUUACUGAAAUUGCCAUUUAUUUUUUUUCACAUUGGUAUAUUAUUAAGAGAGAAAAAAAUGUAUUCCGGUUGCUAAAACAAUUACAAGUAGGUGGUAUUUAGUCGGGAAGGUGUUGAUCCAAUUUAUUGACUUUCUUGAGAUAUGGUGUUUAUUACGUACAGUACUGUGCGUGUGGAGCUUUUUCAAUGAUUACCUGUUGAUCCAACCACUGAUAUGUGUAUUCCAUUUUAUUUGGGUCAUCGCAACCAAGACGUGACUAUUGCAGGUAGUCUGUGUGAAACGUCGAAAGUGCAGCAAAUGAGGAAAUAGCACCAGAUAUUGGAGCUUAAAGUUCUUGUAAUCAAAACGACAGAUGACUGAACCUAAGGAAUUAUUAUAUUUUGCAGUAAAAUAAGAUUACGCAUUCUCCUCUGUCUAAAUGUAGUGUUGAAAAGACCCCCUUGGCGAUAAUUAUUAUGAAUCAAAAGUGCUAUUGAUUUUAAUAACAAGCCGAUCUAUACUCGGAACACAACUUGAUUGUACUACUAAGAAUAUUAGUCUCUUUAUGCGCUAGAUUUUUUGAAACGCCUUUGUUGUUCAUCAUCUCUUGCGUAAUAUCAACUUCUCCCUGAUUAUUUUGUAAUUUUUAUGAUAUUUCAUUCAACAAACACUUUGUUGUGUUGUCCAACUCCUUGUAGAAGAUUGAUUCCUGUUUUUUUAGAUCCCUAUUAUAUGUCUAUUAAUACUGUAAUAUUGUUAAACUAUGGCAGUUCAUCUUACUUGUUAUUGUAUCUUUUUUUUAAAAAAUGUACCGAACACUUUGACGAAAGAGAACAGUUCAUAAUCACUCUUGUACAGAUAUCAUAAAUAAAAUUAAAAAGUUUUGCACAUC